Cotesia congregata is the source of this 1335-nucleotide messenger RNA. The record is from the annotation of a GenBank genome assembly. NCBI's taxonomy places the organism in Eukaryota, Metazoa, Arthropoda, Insecta, Hymenoptera, Braconidae.
AUGUUAGAACCACAAGCUACGGAAAAUCUUAUCCGACAACACUUAAAAGAACAUAAUCUUCUGAAAAGUAAAGAAGAUCAAGUAUGGGAAAUUCGUAAUUCAAAAGUAAGUGGUCGUGGAUUGUUUGCUAAGCGUGAUAUAAAACAGGGUGAGUUAAUAUUCAUCGAUACGCCAAUGAUCAUUGGACCACGUUGCUAUCAGAAAUAUCUUCCUAUGUGUAUCAAUUGCUAUAAAUCCGGAUGCACAUUGUUCCCCUGUGACCGAGGUUGCGGCCUCCCAAUAUGUUCUAAUGAGUGUGAAAACUCUAGGAAUCACAUCGAGUUUGAAUGUGAACGGCUGCAAAGUUGGCAGCCUACCUGCGGAAGUAUGUGGUCCAUGGAACUUCUUCAGGCAGUGGUUCCAAUCAGAUCACUUUCGUUGUCUUCGUAUCAAAGAGACCUUGUUCGUACGCUUCAACAACAUGAAGCAAUCAAUCCAGAGGACGAAGAACUUAUGCUCCAAGUAUGUCGUGCAUUUGAUACUAACGCAUUUGAAACAGCUAUACGUGUUGACGACAAAACUUCGAUAAGUCUUCGAGGUCUCUAUCCUCUAGGAGCAUUGAUAAAUCACUCUUGUUUACCAAAUACCCGGCACUAUUUUAAUGAUAGAGGGUUUAUGUUCACGCGCGCUACAGUUCCUAUUAAAAAAGACGAAGAACUUACAGGAACUUACGUUGAUUUAAUUUGGGGUACUAUUUUACGAAGAAACGCUCUGAGGUGUGCUAAUUUGAAAUGCUUUUCAUACAUUUUUCCUGAUGAUCCAUUGAAUUUAAAAAGUUCUUGGACUUGUCGUGAUUGUAAUGUCAAAGUUUCUAGUAAACAGAUUGAAUCAAUUUAUUCGGCACUUAAUACGAUGAUUAAUAAUGUUCUCAGUGAACCCCCUCGGAAUCUUUUGGAGUUCAUUGAAGGUGAGUUAAAAAUUCUCGUACCUCCGGUCAAUCAUCUUUUGUUGGAUAUGAAGUUUCACGCAGUGUCUUUUUUUGGACGGACUGAAGAACUUGAAUGGAAAAAUUUGUCUGAUAAGGAGCUCGAGUUGAAGGCUCAGUAUUGCAAUGAUUUAAUAAAAAUCCUAGACCAAUUGGGAUGUGGUGAUUGUCAAAAAAAAGGUUUGAUUCUCAAUGAACUUUAUUGCACAAAAAAAGAGCAACUUUCGCGAAAAGUAAAUAGUGAUAAAGAAGAAAUCAAAUUGAAAAUUAAUAAGGAGCUUACAGAAAUAGCGGACAAAGUAAAAGAAAUUUUAGAAUGUGACUUUGAAGCUGCAGAUAAUUUUAAAAAUUUGAAUGUAUCAAAUGAUUAA